UCUCAGCUGAUUUUCUAUGCCAAUUAAUAACAUUAGUUCAAUUCGUUUGUUCGUUCCGAAAUUUCUGUGAAUAAUUGUGGAAUAAGUGGUUAUUAUCCAUGCUUGCAUAAUGUUUGGCAAUCUCAAAAAGAAACUAAGCAAUGUUAUCCAAGAGGGAAUUGUAAUAUCGGAGAGUUUGCAGCAACAAUAUCGGCAACGUGUCAGCAGCAGUUCCGGAGCAAGUGGCGCAGGAACACCAACAUCCCCAACAACACCCACCACCACACCCUUGGGCUACAAUGACAGUCUAUCCGCGUCCAGUCGAAGGAGUAGUUCUUUAUCCCUGAGUGGGCAAUUUCAAUUAGCUGAUGGAGUGCCCACAAACCUGAAUGUGGCUGCGGGAUGCAAUCUUCUGGCCAAAUAUGAAGACGAUUGGCAGCAAAUACAUGUGGCCAAUGAGGAGAAUGCUGGGCGUGCUGCUCAAGUGGCCAAACAAAUAUCCGCUGUUCAAGAUCGUGCCAGCGGGCAGAGGAAAGUAAUCAAUGAACUUAACCAUUGCCUAUCGGGAAUACCCUCGCUGAUAGUCAAACUUCAGGCCAGCGCAAAGACAUUAGAAUCACUGGAACAAAUGGGCGAACUGCUGGAAUUGGAACUUGAAAAGCUGGAGGAUCUCUGCGAGGAGUGUGAACUGCAGGAGCUGAUGCUGGAAAAACAGUUUGAGCUCUCUCGACAUAAACAAAAGAAACUCAACGAAUUGGAGCAAUAUAGACAACAGAUAGCAGCUCAACAUCAGGCCAAGAUUCAGGAUCAUGAACAAAGAUUAAGGCAAUUGCAGAAAGAACGACAGGCUGUCUUUGAUGAUGCCUUUCGUUGUGAUAUGGAGGAGUUCAAGCAGAAGGGACAAUUGACCAAACUUCAACCUGCGCCAAAAGACAUCAAUAAAUUGGCUUUGGAGGAAGUGAUCCUUGAGCCCAACGAAGUGGAGGCUAAGGAUGCAUUGGAACAGUUUCUAAAUGGCUGAUAUUUUUUAUAUUUAUAUAUUUAUUCGAAAUGGAACCGUUAUGUGCCUUUAAGUGCAAUUAUGUGAACAAUUUAUGUAUAUAUGUAGAUAAUUUGUGCAUAAAUGAAUUUAUCCUUUUGCAUAUCAACUUUUUGAACAAUUAACGACAAUAAUUAUAAUUUUUUAUUUAAACAAUGGUAAAUAUAAAUUACUAACUGAUCCCCCACGACAUUCCUUCUAUGAAAUGUAAUAUAAACAA
Messenger RNA from Drosophila willistoni, 1238 nucleotides. It is a transcript of the gene Dysb, whose product is annotated as dysbindin protein homolog. Gene Ontology annotation, cellular component: cytoplasm. The transcript has 2 exons. The record is from RefSeq and is a predicted model, not a curated record. Bases 110 to 1000 code for a protein of 296 amino acids. Lineage: Eukaryota; Metazoa; Arthropoda; Insecta; Diptera; Drosophilidae. Gene Ontology annotation, biological process: negative regulation of protein kinase activity.